This is a messenger RNA of Sphenostylis stenocarpa, 3684 nucleotides long. Lineage: Eukaryota; Viridiplantae; Streptophyta; Magnoliopsida; Fabales; Fabaceae. The record is from the annotation of a GenBank genome assembly.
AUGUCUAGUCGUUCCUGUCCCUGCAAGUGUUUGGCUGCGGAUACACUUGCUUAUCUUUUAUUUCACGCCUCUCUAAUCGAAUUUCCAGUUACUUUGGCAAGCCACCUAGCUGCAACUACUUGUGGCAGUGAGGCUAGAAAGAAAAGGGACAUGAAACUGGUUGUGGAGGUUAUUAAUGCUCAUGAUCUUAUGCCAAAAGAUGGUGAAGGAUCAGCCAGUGCCUUUGUGGAAGUAGACUUUGAAAACCAGCUUAGCCGAACUAGAACUGUCCCAAAGAACCUCAACCCCACCUGGAACCAAAAACUAGUCUUCCAUUUGGAUGCAACCAAACCUUACCAUCGCCAAACUAUUGAAGUAUCCGUCUACAACGAGAGGAGACUUACUCCAGGAAGAAACUUCCUUGGAAGGGUGAGAAUUCCUUGCUCCAACAUUGUCAAGGAAGGUGAAGAGGUGUAUCAGAUUUUCCCACUUGAAAAGAAAUGGUUUCUCUCACCUGUUAAGGGUGAAAUUGGCCUCAAAAUAUACAUUGCAUCAGAGUCCAAUUCCAAACCAAAACCUCUUUCUCCUGUUUUCCCUUCAGAACAAAAAAAACUCCCACCUUCUACUCCACUCAAAGCACCAGAAUCAACAACGAGUACUACCCUUCCUCUUCCUCAUACUAUUCCCUCGUACAGAACAGCAUUAGAAGCUGGUUCCAUUGAAGACCUUCCUGCAAUUGACACCCCAAAAUCAAUUACAGAAGAAGCAGAAGUAUAUUCUGGUGCAGAAGUUCGGUCUAGUGGCGUUGAUAUCGAUCAGGAGCCAAAGAAAGAAAGCAGAGAAACUGUGCUAGAGACAACCCAACAACUAGACAAGCACCAAGUUCUCCAGCCUCAGAUGAUUUCAGUAAAGAGAAGACCACCAGGUACUCCAUCCGCCAUGCACUCAGUUGAUCCUCAAGUCCAAUCUAGUCAUCAUGAAAACUAUAAUCACAAUGACACCAAUCCACAGCCUAGGAUUUCAAUAAAGAGGCGACCACAAGCACAAGGUACUCCUUUCACAAUGCACUCAGUUGAUCCACAAGUUCAACCAAAUCAUGGUGAAGGCUACAAUCGCAAUGACACAAACCAGCAGCCAAGAAUUUCAAUUAAGAGACGACCACGAGGACCCGGUACUCCAUCACCAAUGCACUCCUUUAAUCCACAAGUCCGUGCUAGCUAUGAUGAAGCCUACAACCUCAUGGGAACCAAUCCACAACAGCCAAGAAUUUUAGUAGAGAGACAACAACAGAAUACUCCACUCACCACGCACCAAGUUAGUCCCCAAGUCCCUACUAGCAAUGAUGAAAACUACAAUCUCAAUGACACCAAUGCACAUCUUGGCGAACGUUGGCCUAGUGGUGGAGCUUACGGUAGAAGAGGGUGGAUGAGUGGCAGCGACCGAUUCACUAGCACUUAUGACCUUGUUGAGCAGAUGUAUUAUCUGUAUGUUCGUGUUGUGAAGGCGAAAGAUCUCCCCCCAAGCACCAUCACCUCAAGUUGCGAUCCUUAUGUGGAAGUGAAGCUGGGGAACUACAAGGGAAGAACAAAGCACUUUGAUAGGAAAUUGCACCCAGAGUGGAAUCAAGUGUUUGCUUUUUCCAAAGACCGCAUUCAGUCUUCUGUUUUAGAAGUCUUUGUGAAAGAUAAAGCAAUGGUAGGGAGAGAUGACUAUCUUGGAAGGGUGGUUUUUGACCUCAAUGAGGUUCCAACAAGAGUUCCACCAGAUAGUCCGCUAGCUCCUCAGUGGUACCGGCUUGAAGACUGGCGUGAAGAAGGCAAGGUGAGGGGUGACAUUAUGCUUGCAGUUUGGAUGGGAACACAAGCUGAUGAGGCUUUCUCAGAUGCUUGGCAUUCUGAUGCUGCCAUUGUCUAUGGAGAGGGUGUUUUCAACAUCAGAUCAAAGGUAUACAUGUCACCAAAACUGUGGUAUCUCAGGGUGAAUGUCAUUGAAGCGCAAGAUGUAAUACCGGGUGACAGAAACCGCCUACCGGAGGUUUUUGUGAAAGCUCAAGUGGGCUGCCAAGUGCUGACAACCAAGAUAUGCCCCACCAGAACAACCACCCCAUUUUGGAAUGAAGAUUUGGUUUUUGUAGCCUGUGAGCCAUUUGAGGAGCAACUGACAAUCACUGUGGAGGAUCGUGUGCACCCUUCAAAAGAUGAGGUACUUGGGAAGAUAAGCCUACCAAUGUCCCUCUUUGAGAAGCGGUUAGACCACAGGCCAGUUCAUUCGCGCUGGUUCAAUCUAGAGAAAUUUGGCUUUGGAAUACUAGAAGGUGAUAGAAGAAAUGAACUCAAGUUUUCGAGCAGGAUUCACAUGAGAGUAUGCCUUGAAGGUGGAUACCAUGUCCUUGAUGAGUCCACAUUGUACAGUAGUGAUCAAAGACCAACAGCGAGACAGCUAUGGAAGCAACCUAUUGGGAUACUUGAAGUAGGUAUCUUAGGAGCACAAGGGCUUCUCCCUAUGAAGAUGAGGGAUGGCAGAGGCAGCACAGAUGCAUACUGUGUUGCCAAGUAUGGUCAGAAAUGGGUCAGAACCAGAACACUGCUUGACACGUUUAGUCCUAAAUGGAAUGAGCAAUACACAUGGGAGGUUUAUGAUCCUUGCACUGUGAUAACAUUGGGUGUUUUUGACAACUGCCAUCUAGGUGGAGGAGAAAAAGCUCCUGGUAGCAAUGUGGCCAGAGAUUCUCGGAUUGGAAAGGUAAGAAUAAGGCUAUCAACACUUGAAGCUAAUAGAAUUUACACCAGUUCUCACCCUCUUCUUGUUCUGCACCCACAUGGAGUUAAGAAGAUGGGAGAGCUUCAGUUAUCAGUGAGGUUCACAGCACUCUCCCUAGUUAACAUGGUUCAUAUCUAUGGCCAACCUUUGCUUCCGAAGAUUCAUUACAUACAUCCUUUCACAGUUAACCAAAUAGACAACUUAAGGUACCAAGCAAUGAACAUUGUGGCUGCGAGGCUAGGCCGAGCCGAACCGCCUCUGAGGAAGGAAGUGGUGGAGUACAUGUUGGAUGUUGAUUCCCAUAUGUGGAGCAUGAGAAGAAGCAAGGCUAACUUCUUCCGCAUUAUGUCACUUUUCUCGGGUAUGCUCACAAUGGGAAAGUGGUUCAGUGAUGUUUGCCUUUGGAAGAACCAUGUUACAUCAAUCCUAGUUCACAUUCUCUUCCUUAUACUGAUAUGGUACCCGGAAUUGAUCCUACCAACAGUGUUUCUGUACAUGUUCUUGAUUGGUCUCUGGAACUACAGGUUCCGGCCAAGACACCCUCCUCACAUGGAUACUAAACUCUCCUGGGCUGAAGCUGUUCAUCCGGACGAACUCGAUGAAGAGUUCGACACAUUUCCAACUUCUAGAUCACAAGAUGUUGUGAGAAUGAGGUAUGACAGGCUUAGAACUGUGGCAGGUAGGAUUCAGACAGUUGUUGGGGACAUAGCUACACAAGGGGAGCGGUUUCAGUCUCUACUGAGUUGGAGAGACCCUAGAGCAACCAGCCUCUUUGUAGUGUUUAGCUUUUGUGCUGCUGUGACUCUCUAUGCAACACCAUUCAGAGUGGUGGCUCUGGUUACAGGUUUGUACUUUCUGAGACAUCCAAGGUUUAGGAGCAAGCUGCCUUCAGUACCAAGUAAUUUCUUCAAGAGGCUCCCAGCUAGAACAGAUAGUUUACUGUGA